Prunus avium (sweet cherry) is the source of this 1329-nucleotide messenger RNA. RefSeq names its product vesicle-associated protein 4-1. Gene Ontology annotation, biological process: endoplasmic reticulum membrane organization. Gene Ontology annotation, cellular component: plasma membrane; endoplasmic reticulum membrane. The record is from RefSeq and is a predicted model, not a curated record. Lineage: Eukaryota; Viridiplantae; Streptophyta; Magnoliopsida; Rosales; Rosaceae.
CAGCUGAUCCCUCCCUCACAUCCGAUUUAUGUCGCACACCCUGGCACCUUCCACUCCAAAAAAAUUACAGAUAGACUGAGAGAGUGAGAGAGAGAAAUUUCUAAAGCAACCAACUGAAAAACGCGAACUCAAUCGCCGAGCUUCUUGAAAACGCUAAUUGGAUGCCACGUGUCUGAUUCCGGUGAAUAAAGCAUGGCCAUCGUAGACAACCACCAGCACCAUCACCACCGGCACAAGUCGCACUCCGACGUGAAGCUCUUCGCUCUCUGCCCGUUUUGGCAGUCCGGGGGCCAAACGUCGUCCUCUUCCUCUUCCACGCAGAACCUCCAGGGCCACGUCGACGGAUCCAAGUCGAAGCCCAAAACGGUGUCGUCCGUCGCCAGAUCGCUUCUCCCUCCCCGCCGUCGGCUCCGGCUCGACCCUGCCAACAAACUCUACUUCCCUUAUGAACCUGGGAAACAGGUGAAGAGCGCAAUCCGGUUAAAGAACACUAGCAGGUCUCAUGUAGCUUUCAAGUUUCAAACUACCGCACCGAAGAGCUGUUAUAUGCGUCCUCCGGGAGGUAUACUUGCUCCGGGAGAAAGCAUAAUUGCGACUGUGUUUAGGUUUGUGGAACAACCCGAGAACAAUGAGAAACAUUUGGAUCAGAGAACCAAGGUUAAGUUCAAGAUUGUGAGUCUGAAGGUGACAGCAGGAACAGACUAUGUGCCUGAGCUGUUUGAUGAACAAAAGGAUCAAGUGACUGUUGAGCGAAUUUUGCGGGUUGUAUUUUUGGAUGCAGAGCACCCUAGUCCUGCUCUGGAAAAACUGAAUAGACAGUUGGCCGAAGCUGAGGCUGCACUUGAAGUGCGUAAAAAACCUCCUGUGGACUCGGGUCCUCGUGAUGUCGGGGAAGGCCUUGUAAUAGAUGAAUGGAAGGAGCGAAGGGAGAAAUACUUGGCUCGGCAGCAAGUUGGAGCAGUAGAUUCAGUAUAAAUUGUUAUUAGCUUUUGCUGUAAGUGCUUUUGGCCUUAAUGGAAAUUUCUCAUAUUGUAAUUUUGUAUUCUUUUUGCUCAUCGGUCUUUGGAUAAAUGGUAGGGGGGGUAAGGUGAGGAAGUAACUGGCAUUCAGAAAUAUUAUGGGUGUAAAACAAAGUAACAUGUUAUUAUGCCAUUACUUGUGUGAUGGGCGGAAUUGUGAUCAUGGUACCUGGAUCCAGGCUAAGCUGCCCUCUUGUAGAUAAUGAGUUUUGUUUUAGGAUGAAAAUAAGUGACAAGCUCUAUUGGUAUCAGCGUGUUUGUUGUACUUGUAAAUUUUCAAUGUUGAGAUGCCCUAGUGUUCUUUCUUCGA